This is a messenger RNA of Cladophialophora immunda, 1161 nucleotides long. RefSeq lists its product as uncharacterized. The record is from RefSeq and is a predicted model, not a curated record. The transcript has 3 exons. Bases 1 to 1161 code for a protein of 386 amino acids. NCBI's taxonomy places the organism in Eukaryota, Fungi, Ascomycota, Eurotiomycetes, Chaetothyriales, Herpotrichiellaceae.
AUGUCGCAAUCAGCCUUUGCCAACUCCACCUCGCCUGCCUAUGAAAAGGAGAAGAAACAUCGAAAGUUGGGCCGUCUGCUCGGGAAGCGAGAGAAGACCCCAGAACCGCAGCCAGACGUCGGACCCGAUUCAGCGUAUGCGUCAAGCGGAGCCAACAGCGCGGAUGGCGUCCAAGGAGGAAUUACUCCUGAAGCAGAAAGAUACCAGAAUGAGAUAAUAUCCGCGGAGAAGGAUAGUGAGAUAGCCAACAUCGACCAGGACAGGAAUCUCGCCUUGAAACCUUCGACUGGAGAGGUGUUCGAUGAAGACACAGGGGAAGUGGUGACCGUGGUGACAACGACUACGACUACCACGACCACCACAACUACAAGAGGCGGGAAGAAACAGCAAGAUGUCCAAAAGGAUGUCAAACGUGAAGUACAAUCCGGUCCGGGUCAACAACCUCAACUUCUGGAGAUGCCUGCUGGAUCCACAACGCCGGAGUAUCCUAAUCAACCGACUACAGCAUCCACCAACAUGGCCCAGAGAGAAAGGCCACCUGUGGUGACUAGCGGAGGAUUGCUUGCCGCUGACUCUCCCCCAAUACCGGCUAAAAGCGCCAUGAGGAGAUCCGGUGACUACUCGCGGGAUGCGUAUCCCCUGGAUAAUGGUCCUGUGAGCCCAGUCGAUCCUCCUUACGCAGGACGUGACAGUGGGGAACCACCUGCUAGUCCCUCGAGACACAACUUCAGCUAUCCCACUCGUUCAUCCCUCAAAACGGCUGACCAGCCAAUGCGACACAAUCAAAGCACGAUCAACGAUCUGCGAGCUGCAGCUAAGGGACUUCACGGUGUGGGAGAAACCCUUCGAGGCACGUUUAGCUCGACAAUCGACCGCCGCUUCCCAUCCAAAAAUCCCGAGAAGGCAGCUCGCAUCAACGCCCAGAACGAAGAAAUUCUAGAGAAGGGUCGAGCCGAAAUGGAGGGCGUCCCUGGAGGCUGGCCGGCACAUGAAGCUAACGACCUUCAACCCGGAUAUGCACACCAUGAGCCCAUCCCGGCAACCGAGCCAGAGGUAGCACCGCCAGUGACAGGACGAGAGCGUUCUCCAGAUGAGAAACCCGGAAGCCUGAAGAAGCUGUUCAAGCGGAAACCGGUCGCCGAACAAGGUAUGGCAAGAUGA